AUGCAGGGAAAUUUUCAUCCAAGCGAAAACAAGGCGCGACAGACGACCAGAAUCGGCACGGACAGAGACGACGCGCAACACCGCUGGUCCCUGUGGCCCUCGGGCUUUGAAUCGCUGCGCCGCCUCGUCGUAGGUGCUGUUUACUGCCCUGCCCUGCCUCCAGCGACCUUCACCAUGUCGCUCCGUCGCCAGUCAGGCGCCCGCCACGUCCCGGACAUGCCUCGCAUCAUCUCGCCGAGCCCGACACCGUCAGAACGAGACGUGCAGGAUUACGUGGGCCCAAUGACCCGGAGUCGAAGAAAGGCCCCGACGCAGCAGGCGGUGGAGGAGCUGAGCGACGAGGAGGGCUUCGACAGUGCUUCCGGGAUCCGGAGAUCCCGUACAAGAAGCCGCUCCCCCAUCGACUCGCGCGGCGUCCCUCGCAUGACACCCAAGACGUCCAAGGCUUCAACAUCGCAAAAGCCCGAGUUGGACGGCAUCAUGGCGACCGCUACGGCCACCAGACUGGCCACCACGAACGGCCACUUGGCGCCUCCUCUGCCUGCGACACCGACGGGAUGGAGCUGGCGCGACUUCAGCCGGAGUCCCAGUCCUCUCGGCCUUAUCCCAAUCCAUCGACACUGGCGGACGUUUGUGCACAAGCACGAGGUCCCGCGCAAGGUCCUCCACGUCUCCAUCGGCUUCUUCGUCGUCUGGCUCUACAGCUCCGGCACCCAGACCAGCGCCGUGCCGCCAUAUCUGAUGAGCGCGCUGAUCCCAAUCACAACGGUUGACUGGCUGCGGCACCGAUACGCAUCCUUCAACCGGCUCUACGUCAAGGUACUCGGCGCCCUUAUGAGAGAAAGCGAGUACGCAGGCUGGAACGGCGUCAUUUUCUACCUCCUCGGCGCCUGGAUCACUCUCUACUUCUUCCCCAAGGACGUUGGCGUCAUAGGCGUCCUGCUGCUCAGCUGGUGCGAUACAGCCGCCAGCACAUUCGGCCGACUCUGGGGAAAAUAUACCCCGAGACUGCGCCGCGGCAAGUCUCUCGCCGGAUCGCUGGCCGCCUUCAUUGUUGGCGUGGCCACUUCCUACCUCUGGUACGGAUGGCUCGUCCCCACCAUCGGACCUAUGCCCGGCGACGAGAACUUCAUGUUUACCGGUACUCUCUCUCUGCCACGAGCACUGACAGAGGCAGUUGGCCUGCCAGAGAGCUUGACCUCUGUCUCUGGCCCUGUUGCCCUUGGCAUCAUGAGCGUCUGGUCUGGCUUCGUCGCUUCAGCCAGUGAAGUGGCUGACCUCUUCGGAUGGGACGACAACCUGACGAUCCCAGUGCUUAGCGGACUCGGCAUUUGGGGAUUCCUUAAACUGUUUGGCUAGGUACAUACUGUAUAGAAGGCGGUUCUUGUUCUUUUUUUUUUAACCACUGUUCAUUUUUUUUUUCUUUAUAAUAUUACACAUGUAUGCUUAUAUCUUUCCUUGCUAUUAUAUAGCGCAACACAUUCUCCACUUGUAAGGUAUUUGUUCUAUAUUACGACGGUCUGGGUCUUUGAUACUUGGUUUCCAAAUGUUCACUAGCCGGCUACGCUGAGCAGGUAGAUUGAUUUACAGCUGCUGGGCACUUAAGAUAGAGUAGAUAGACACCUAAUCCAACAUAUUCAAGAGCAUC
Trichoderma asperellum CBS 433.97 is the source of this 1648-nucleotide messenger RNA. The record is from RefSeq and is a predicted model, not a curated record. NCBI's taxonomy places the organism in Eukaryota, Fungi, Ascomycota, Sordariomycetes, Hypocreales, Hypocreaceae.